This is a messenger RNA of Myxocyprinus asiaticus (Chinese sucker), 4653 nucleotides long. RefSeq names its product calcium/calmodulin-dependent protein kinase kinase 1, alpha b (gene camkk1b). NCBI's taxonomy places the organism in Eukaryota, Metazoa, Chordata, Actinopteri, Cypriniformes, Catostomidae. The coding region runs from base 204 to 1646 and encodes 480 amino acids. The record is from RefSeq and is a predicted model, not a curated record. The transcript has 17 exons. Gene Ontology annotation, cellular component: cytoplasm. Gene Ontology annotation, molecular function: calcium/calmodulin-dependent protein kinase activity; ATP binding; calmodulin binding. Gene Ontology annotation, biological process: positive regulation of protein kinase activity; intracellular signal transduction; protein phosphorylation.
UGAAGAGUCUGGAGUCCUCAGGGCUGCCUGAUAAGCAGAAGAAAAGAUAAUGCAACACAAUGACUGGCAAAACAAACUCAUGCUGCUCUAUCUCGGUGUUACCAUGGACUUUCUUAAGAACACUUGACUCUGUGAUGUCCACUAAGAACAAUGUGAUGCCCAUUGAGAUGUUUACUUUGUUAUAAGAAGCUCUAACCGACGCCAUGAGUGCUGACACAGCCAACAGAGUGGAUCUGGACCCAGAUUACCAUGCUGAACUGGCUGACAUGGUCGCAGCCAUGAAUGUGGCUGCCAACAGACUGACUCCACCCAAUGGCUAUAGGACCACUCCGCAUCGCCUCAAUCACUCUGAUCGCAAGAUGUCAUUGCAGGAGCGAUCAAGUUACCAGAAUGUCACCAACCCAAGGAUAGCCAGAAGACCCACCAUUGAAUCCAAGCGAGUGUCUAUCUCUGAAGGUGAUGACUGUGUCCAGCUCAACCAAUAUAAAUUAAAGAAUGAGAUAGGGAAGGGUUCAUAUGGGGUGGUCAAAUUAGCAUAUAAUGAAGAUGAUGACCAGUAUUAUGCUAUGAAGUUGGUAUCCAAAAAGAAGUUAAUGAAGCAGUUUGGAUUUGCAGGACGACCCCCUCCCAAAUUAUCCAGUGGAUCACAAGGAAAUCUAUCAAAGCCUUUUGGCCUGUUGGACCGAAUAUAUCAAGAAAUUGCUAUCUUGAAGAAACUUGACCAUCUUAAUGUUGUUAAAUUAGUUGAGGUUCUUGAUGACCCAGCUGAGGAUAAUUUGCAUAUGGUCUUUGAGUUGGAACCUAAAGGUCCCGUGAUGGAGGUCCCUACAAACAAUCCCUUAACCGAGGAGAUGGCCCGUUUUUACUUCAGAGAUGUAAUCUUAGGAAUUGAAUACUUACACUAUCAGAAAAUCAUACAUAGAGACAUCAAACCCUCAAAUCUGUUGCUGGGGGAUGAUGGGCACAUCAAGAUAGCAGAUUUUGGUGUCAGUAAUGAGUUCGAAGGGAAUGACGCUCUCCUGUCAAACAGUGCAGGAACACCAGCCUUCACGGCACCUGAAACUCUCUCUGACCAAGAGCAGCGAUUCAGUGGAAAGGCUCUAGACAUAUGGGCAAUGGGAGUGACGUUGUUCUGUUUCGUCUUUGGAAGGUGUCCGUUUCAUGAUGAAUACAUCUUAGGAUUGCAUGAUAAAAUCAGGACUAUGCCAGUGGAGUUCCCGUACAAGCCAGUGAUCAGUGAGGGUCUGAAGCAACUCAUCACCAGAAUGCUGGAUAAAAUCCCUGAAACUAGAAUCACCAUUCCAGAAAUAAAGUUGCACCCAUGGGUAACGCUUGAUGGCACUGAUCCAUUGCCCCUGGAAGAGGAGCACUGUACAGUGGUGGAGGUCACAGAAGAGGAGGUGCAGAAUUCUGUGAAACUAGUUCCCAGCCUGUCUGCUGUGAUCCUGGUGAAAUCCAUGUUGCGGAAGCGUUCCUUCAGUAACCCGUUUGAGUGCCCAAGUCGCAGGCAGGGCAGAUCUAUGUCUGCUCCUGGAGGUCUGAUAUUGGAUAUGUCAAUGUUUCGCCCUCUAAGCAGAGGGAGUACUAGUAACGGGAGCAGAGAGGGAGAACUGGAGAACCUUAUUGAGGAUGAAACUUUCACAUGAAUUUGCAAAUGUUUGGAGAAAAAAGGGCCCAAUUUUAUUAUGUACUUGAAAGUCCCAUCUGCAGGGGAUUACUUUGGACAUUGUCAUGCUGUUUUACCUUUUAAAUGCUAUGACAUAAUGUAAGGAAAUUCUUUAAGGAACCUUUUAAUUGUCAUGCACUCAAAGAAAAUAACUCAGUGGCUGAACUUUAUUUAAUCAUGGACAGUGGUUUCACAUGUUUAAAAUGAGUUUUCUUGAAUUGAAACUACCAUGUAAUCUGAACUUAAAUACUUCAAGUAGGAAAGGAAGUGGGAAACCUAAUUGAAUUGAGUAAACUCAACUAAAUUAGACAUGCUAAAUUAACUCAAAUGAAUUUCUUAUUCUAGCUAGUACAGUAAUUGCUAGCAUGUUAAAUGGGAAACACUAUGCUAUGAUUAGCAUAGCAAUUGCUCAAUGAGUAAAGCAAUAAAGCACUCAACACAUCCAGGGGUGCAUUAAGGUGCCUCCUGUCCCAAGGGCUCAUGCCAGUUGUCCUAUAUGGGGUGAGAGGGGUGGGAGACUGUUAUUUAUGAACAUGCGCAUUAUAGACAGCUUUCACUGUUGUACAUGUCUCCGUGCUUUUAUUAGUGUCUCCCGUAUAAGGCAUUUAAAUGCACUCCUCCCAUAAAUGUUGAUGGGGGAGAAUAGGGUAGCAGAUUCCACGAUUAGGACCCCCCCUAAUGCAAAUGGAUUGAGUAAAACUUGAAAGCUUUAGAACAACUCAGUUACUUUAAAUGGAUAGUUCACCCAAAAAUUUAAAUCCUCUCAUGAGUUACUUACCUUUAAGUCAUCCCAGAUCUGUAUGACUUUCCUUCUUCAGCAGAACCAAAGUAAAGUCAAGUCAAGUCAAAUUUAUUUGUAUAGCGCUUUUCACAACAGGUGUUGUUUCAAAGCAGCUGUACAUGAAAUUAUGCUAUAACAGAAAAUUAAUUAAUAUAAUGCCAAUAUUAGUUAUUUAUGUUUAAAACUAUUAGUGGUUAAAAUUUGUAAACUAAGUAAGUGUUGUGGGUCGAUGGUUAAACAAAAUUAUUUUGUAUGUACUAUACAUUUUAGUGUUAAUGUCCUUGAAGUCAUCUCGAAUUAACUGAGGAAAUACACGUAGAUGCAUUGUCCUUUGAUUUUGGCCGAUGAAGGCUUUUGUUGGCGGUUAAUUCAUUUUCUGUGUAGUUCAUUUUUUAAGAGAGUGUUGUCCCUCAUUUGACCAAGUUGAUAUAGGUAUAAUUCUGUUAUGAGCAUCGCAGUCCGGCUGGAAGCUUAUGGUUGGUAAUUUUGGUGAACUUCAUCCUAAGCCCAUGCUUCGGACAGUGGCUCAUGAAGAAUCCCAUGUUUGCAUCAAUUCAUCCUCUGUGAAGUACGUCUUAGUAGACUGAAGUGAAGUCUGGCUGGCACAUGCUGCAGUUGGUCAUCAUCACUCAGCGACACAGUGGGAGUCGGACAUCAGGCAGGACCGGAUGAAUGGAUCGAGUAGCCUCUGGUAACCUCGGAAUAUAACAGAAUAAAAAUAGCGUAGAUGCCAUUCACUUUAAAGCAGGGUUAAAGAAUAAGUGUUUCCGGUGAAAAUUUAGAUUUCAGCUACAGUCCAUACAAUGAAUAUGUGUUGGCUGUGGGCUGUUUGACGGUCCAAAGGCAUAUUUAGGCAGCAUACAAGUAGUCCACAUGACUCCAGUCAAUCAAUUAAUGUCUUCUGAAGCAAAUCGAUAGGUUUGUGUAAAAAUAAAUAGAUAAUUAAAACUUUAUCAACUGUAAAAAAUCGCUUCCUGCCAGCAGUCGACGCAUCAGUGACGUUAGCACAAUGGCGCAUUCACGUGAGAAGCCGGAAGUGUGCUCUUUGUAUACAAUAGAGGAACGAACGUCAUGCAAGAGUUAGUCCAUUUCAAACAGAAAUACAGUGCUGGGCGGAAGCAACAAUUUAUAGUUAAUAAAGUUUUAAUUAUCUAUUUAUUUUUUACACAAACCUAUCAGUUUGCUACAGAAUGCAUUAACUGAUUACUUUUAUGCUGCCUAAAUAUGCCUUUUUGACCGUCAAAUAACCAGCAGACUGAUGGCACCCAUUUACAUGCAUUGUAUGGACAAACUGAGCUGAAAUCUGCUUAUAAAAAUCUUCACUUUGGUUCUGCUGAAGAAGGAAAGUCUAACACAUCUGAGAUGGCUUAAAGGUAAGUAAAUCAAGAGAGAAUUUUAAUUUUUGGGUGAACUAACACUUUAUAUUAACUUGGUUACAUUAUUAUUAUUGUUAUUUUGAGUAAAAUGGACAAGGAACGUUUAAGUAAAUCUGAUAAUAGAGAAAGUUGUGGUGUCUGACAAAAGAAUCUGGUGAUAAGUACUUUAUAUACAGUAUGUAUGUAUGUAUAUAUAUAGUAAAAGCAUUUAAGUGCCAAAUGUAAAGUGUCACGGUAAAAACAUGAAUUUAACAUGAGUAGUCAACAACUUUAAGAGACUGAAUUUAAAUGCAUAAAAAAAAGUUUGUUUUAGAUAUGACAAACAGCAUGAAUUUGCAUAAGAUAUAUAAAAGUAGGGACCCACUUUAUAUUAGGUGGCCUUAACUACUAUGUACUUAACCAUUUGAUACAAUGUACUUAUUAUGCACAUACAUGUUGUUGCAUUGUAAUUACAUUUAAAGUACUUGCAUUUAAUUACAUUUGUAGUUACAUUAUUAACUUUAUCCCUAACACAACCCUUACCCCAAAACCUAAAUCUAACCCUAAAUCCUAAUCCUAACAUUACCCUUACUCCUACACCUACCCAUACCUAAACCUCAGUAGAAGCAAAUGUGGGCAUUUUUGGAGAACAACAUGUAGUUAUACAGUAAAUACAUAGUUUUGUAUGUAUUUAAUGUUAGUACACAGUAGUUAAGGCCACCUAAUAUAAAGUGUGACCAAAAGUAGAUUUGUUGUAUAAAAAUUUCCUUUUCGGAUUUUGCUGUUGUUCAGCUUAUUUGGUCCUCUGGAUCACAGAAUGGUCUGUAGUUUGUAGCUGGAGCCCCUGAAUA